Messenger RNA from Camelus dromedarius (Arabian camel), 3591 nucleotides. It is a transcript of the gene PRKCH, whose product is annotated as protein kinase C eta. Gene Ontology annotation, biological process: protein phosphorylation. The record is from RefSeq and is a predicted model, not a curated record. Bases 399 to 2450 code for a protein of 683 amino acids. Gene Ontology annotation, cellular component: cytoplasm; nucleus. The transcript is spliced from 14 exons. NCBI's taxonomy places the organism in Eukaryota, Metazoa, Chordata, Mammalia, Artiodactyla, Camelidae. Gene Ontology annotation, molecular function: ATP binding; diacylglycerol-dependent serine/threonine kinase activity.
GCAGGAGACGCUCGGGGCUCGAGCUAACCGGACGGGUCGCUCCGGCUCUUUGAGGAGAGGCGCUUCCCGGCCCUGGCGAAGGGGCGAGUCCUGUGCGAGCCCCCGGGAAGCGCCGAGCGCUCAAGAGGGACGGUCGGGCUACCCCGGCCCGCUAAGGGCUUGGCGCCCGGCUCCCCUCCUUUCCACCUCGCUAGGAAGGGAGGGAGGGAGGGAGGGAAGGAGGGGAGGGAAGGUCCCGCGGAGAAGGCAGAAUGGCCGGUCGAGGGGGGCUUGGGCGCUGCUUUUCCCGGGAUUUGCCUCCGCUCCUGCGGCCGCCGCGAGGACUGGCCUGAGCGAGGGCCCCCUGCUCUCCCUCUGCGAGCCCGCGCCGUCCCCAGAGCCGGGGCAGCGACGCCGGCAUGUCGUCCGGCACCAUGAAGUUCAAUGGCUACUUGAGGGUCCGCAUUGGUGAGGCCGUGGGGCUACAGCCCACCCGCUGGUCCCUGCGCCACUCGCUCUUCAAGAAGGGCCAUCAGCUGCUGGACCCCUACCUGACCGUGAGCGUGGACCAGGUACGCGUGGGCCAGACCAGCACCAAGCAGAAGACUAACAAACCCACGUACAAUGAGGAGUUCUGCGCCAACGUCACCGACGGUGGCCACCUCGAGCUGGCCGUCUUCCACGAGACGCCCCUGGGCUACGACCACUUUGUGGCCAACUGUACCCUGCAAUUCCAGGAGUUGCUGCGCACGGCCGGCGCCUCGGACACCUUCGAGGGCUGGGUGGAUCUCGAGCCGGAAGGGAAAGUAUUUGUCGUAAUAACCCUAACAGGGAGUUUCUCUGAAGCGACUCUCCAGAGAGACAGACUCUUCAAACAUUUUACCAGGAAGCGCCAAAGGGCUAUGCGAAGGCGAGUCCACCAGAUCAACGGACACAAGUUCAUGGCCACAUACCUGAGGCAGCCCACCUACUGCUCUCACUGCAGGGAGUUCAUCUGGGGAGUAUUUGGGAAACAGGGUUAUCAAUGCCAAGUGUGCACCUGUGUCGUCCAUAAGCGCUGCCAUCAUCUCAUUGUUACAGCCUGCACUUGCCAAAACAAUAUUAACAAAGUGGAUUCAAAGGUUGCUGAGCAGAGGUUCGGAAUCAACAUCCCACACAAGUUCAGCGUCCACAACUACAAAGUGCCGACGUUCUGCGAUCACUGUGGCUCUCUGCUCUGGGGGAUAAUGCGACAAGGACUUCAGUGUAAAAUUUGUAAAAUGAAUGUACACAUUCGGUGUCAGGCGAACGUGGCCCCCAACUGCGGGGUAAACGCGGUGGAACUGGCCAAGACGCUGGCGGGAAUGGGCCUCCAACCUGGAAAUAUUUCUCCAAACUCGAAGCUUGUUUCUAGAUCGACCCUAAGGCGACAGGGAAAGGAGAGCACCAAAGAAGGAAAUGGCGUCGGGGUUAACUCUUCCAGCCGACUUGGGAUCGACGACUUCGAGUUCAUCCGAGUGUUGGGGAAGGGCAGCUUCGGGAAGGUGAUGCUUGCAAGAAUAAAAGAAACUGGAGACCUGUAUGCUGUGAAGGUGCUCAAGAAGGACGUGAUCCUGCAGGACGAUGACGUGGAGUGCACAAUGACGGAGAAGCGGAUCCUGUCCUUGGCCCGCAAUCACCCCUUCCUCACUCAGUUGUUAUGCUGCUUUCAGACCCCCGAUCGUCUGUUUUUUGUGAUGGAGUUUGUGAAUGGGGGCGACUUGAUGUUUCACAUCCAGAAGUCACGUCGUUUUGAUGAAGCACGAGCUCGGUUCUACGCUGCAGAAAUCAUUUCAGCGCUUAUGUUCCUGCACGACAAAGGCAUCAUCUACCGAGAUCUCAAGCUGGACAACGUACUGUUGGACCACGAGGGUCACUGUAAACUGGCCGACUUCGGAAUGUGCAAGGAGGGGAUCUGUAAUGGGGUGACCACGGCCACCUUCUGUGGCACGCCCGACUACAUUGCUCCCGAGAUCCUCCAGGAGAUGCUGUACGGGCCCGCGGUGGACUGGUGGGCAAUGGGCGUUCUGCUCUAUGAGAUGCUGUGCGGCCAUGCGCCCUUCGAGGCAGAGAACGAGGAUGACCUCUUUGAGGCCAUACUGAACGAUGAAGUGGUCUACCCUACGUGGCUGCAUGAAGAUGCCACAGGGAUCCUGAAAUCUUUCAUGACCAAGAACCCAACCAUGCGCUUGGGCAGCCCCAGUCAGGGCGGUGAGCACGCCAUCUUGAGACAUCCUUUCUUCAGGGAAAUCGACUGGGCCCAGCUGAACCAUCGCCAAGUAGAACCACCUUUCAGACCCCGAAUCAAAUCCCGAGAAGAUGUCAGUAAUUUUGACCCUGACUUCAUAAAGGAAGAACCAGUUUUAACGCCAAUUGAUGAGGGACAUCUUCCUAUGAUUAACCAGGAUGAGUUUAGAAACUUUUCCUUUGUCUCUCCAGAAUCGCAUCCAUAGCCCUGUGGGGAAGGCGAGCGAUGGUAUGAGAUUCGAAAGGGGAUCGAGGUUUUCCAAGCAUUUCCUUGGUGGGGAACCCCCACCCCAUCAUCAGCCUUAGAACAAGAACCUGACCUGCGGGGAGCAGGUGGAGAACUCUGUGAAGGAUGGAACGUCAAGAGAGCAACUGCUUCAAGCCCUGAGGGAGCCAUGGUUCUGGAAAGAGUUGAGCUGAUACUGAAAUGUGAUUUCAGGAAGAAACACACUGCUCAGCCUGUGCGUUUCCAUGGCUACUUUGGGCCUGGGGUAUAUUAACAGGAGCCACAAGGAGAAAAGGUAUGAAGAAUAAACCAGAUCCUAGAACUUCUGAGCCAACAAGGCUUGUUACUUCGACGAACUUAGACCUUGUAUGGACCACUCCGAGGUGAUCUUUAUGCCUAUGAGCCCCUAACACUGGCCCUCUGCAAGGAGUCUCUAAAUGCCAAUGAAGAACUUGAAGAGAAAGGAAACAGGUGGCUUUCCACGUAGAAUGAUUUACUUUGAGGAAGCAAAAAACAUGGUCUCCAUAAAGCUCACAAUUUCAAGCCCAGUAUCAACAGCAGAUGGACACCACUGCAACUGAUACAGCUUCGUCUUUUCCCCUUCCUUUCGUUUAGUAGAUAUUUAUUGAGUGCCCAGUGAGACGGUGCCACAGUACCCAGUAAUGUCAACAACACAUUUGCGUUCACCAAGCUUUCAUUCUCAAGUUACCUGAGUGGUGUCUGCGUUCUGGGAAAUGCUUCUCGCCGUUGCGUAUGUCAUAAGCGCUCUGCGCAUAGCUCUUUUCACAGAAGGCGGCUCGCUGCCCGAAGGGAAUCAGCAGGUGAGCUCCGGGUGCUUGCUGACUUGUCGAGUCUCGUCGUGGGGCCACGUCUGGUUACUCCUCUGAACUCAUCAGUGCAUAACCGCCCUCCACUCCUGUCCAUGACCAGACUCACGGCUUCGCCCUUAGCAAUUUAUUUAUAUUUUAAGAGACAAAGAUGUCUGUUUGGUAUGCAUUUUAAUAAUUAGAAAUGGCUCUUGUAAGCAGGACAUUUAUCAAAGGACCUUAUACAAUGUACUCAUAUAUAUGCAGUUGGAGAAUUUUAUCUGGCUGAAAUAAAUGCAUUUUGUAACAAAAGGA